AUGGCCUCACAAAAACCGCCUCGGUUGCCAUCAGAACUUGAAAAUGACCAACAGACGGCCGUAUUAUAUUCGCCUUUCCGAGAGAGGUCGCUGAACCCGCAGUCGUGGAGCAAAAAAAUGCAAUUCUGGCAACAAGUAUUGUCGCAGACGGCGCUGGAGAGACGAAUGGUCACUGUUGAUGUGCCGGCGCUGUCUCUCUUGUUUGAGCGGAACGGCAUUGUACCCAAGUGUCUGGGCACAGUUGUUGAAGAAAUGAAGAAAUGUGGGCAAAUUGAGUCUGUAGAUGAGCAGCGGAGGACACAGAGCUGGCUGUCGUGGGGCUUCAGUACCUUGGUGAAACAGCCACUGACUUGGGGAGUAGCUCGCCUCUUGGGUGCCACACACGCAGACAAAGCUGUCUAUGUCUGGCCAGCAGUUGUCAAGGUAAUCCCUGACCAUAUUGUUGAUUUUCCCAAUAGGUUUUCUGAGCUAGUGAUCGUGAUCCAGUUUUGCAAAAGAGGUGAAAUAUCUGCUCGUCCAAUCAGAGAGAUAGAUGUUCAGAUUUACAGAAUACACAUGGCUGAGAAGAAGCUGGAGACGGACAUAGAAGCCUUGACCCUGACAGUAGAGAGAUUACUUACUGAGGCCAGAUCUCACUUGAGACAGGGUAAAAAAAAUCUGGCUAAACAUUGCCUCAGAAAAAAGAGAAGGGUUAUGAUGACAAUGGAUAAGAGAUAUGCCUGUCUGAGCAAGCUGCAGGACAUCUUACACAACAUACAGGAGGCUGGCACACAUGACAUGGUGGUCAAGGCUUGUGUAGCUGGUUCUUCAGUACUGACACAUUUACAUAAACAUCUGAGUGCUGAGACAGUUGAAGAUGUCAUGGAUGAUGUCAGGGAGCUCACACUGACAUGCCUGUGUGUAGAUCAGACAUGCCUGUAUGUAGAGUGCUGUAAUACUGACGAUACAGAAUACUGA
Messenger RNA from Candidula unifasciata, 957 nucleotides. The record is from the annotation of a GenBank genome assembly. Lineage: Eukaryota; Metazoa; Mollusca; Gastropoda; Stylommatophora; Geomitridae.